Messenger RNA from Neurospora tetrasperma FGSC 2508, 333 nucleotides. RefSeq lists its product as uncharacterized. The annotation marks the transcript as partial. The transcript has 2 exons. Lineage: Eukaryota; Fungi; Ascomycota; Sordariomycetes; Sordariales; Sordariaceae. The record is from RefSeq and is a predicted model, not a curated record.
GAAGAAGGGGAAAAGAAGGAAACGGCCAUGGGGAUCCAUAUCGUGCUCAUGCAAAAAGUAUCCUGUAGAUGCUCAUGGAAAGGUUCCAUGGAGAAAAGGCCGGGGUGCCAAGACCUGACGAUAGGGUCAAGCUCAAAGCUCGAUUCACAGGCAGCUUUGCAAUUCAAGGCUUUGUCAGAGCUCCUCAUGCUAGCUCGUCUAAGUGACAUGGCCGAAGAAAGAAACCCCGAGCCAUUAUGCUGCACCUCCGGUUAUUGGCAUGAACCACGGCCACUUGCUUUGACAAUUGUCAUUGAUGAAGCUGAGAUUGGAGUUAUCAGAUUGACCAAGUAG